Molecule: messenger RNA, 18082 nt
Organism: Meriones unguiculatus (Mongolian gerbil)
Lineage: Eukaryota; Metazoa; Chordata; Mammalia; Rodentia; Muridae
Gene: Fstl5
Product: follistatin like 5
Exons: 17
Coding region: 599-3139 (846 amino acids)
Biological process (GO): cell differentiation; multicellular organism development; regulation of BMP signaling pathway
Molecular function (GO): calcium ion binding; protein binding
Source: RefSeq, a predicted model, not a curated record
CAGGCAGGUUUUAAGCCUGGCCCGCUGCGGUCGAACCCCUCCGAAACCCAGGCAAGGGGCCGCCCCUCACCGCCCGGAGAGUUGAUAUGCAAAGCAGUUACGUCAGAUGUGGGGGCGGGGCACACCCGGUUGACGGGCAGCCCGGGUCCUGCCGAGGGAGGAGGCGCGAGAAUCAGCCUGCUUCAGGGAGUGAGACGAACUGGACGUGAGCGGAGCUGGUGCUGUCCACAGCGUGUCGGUGCUGAACCCGGGCUGUGCGCGCCUCGCCUGCGUGGGCACCGGGAGGCAACGCCCACGGGAGCCCUCUGUGCCCGGUGGGACCCGCGCCACCAGCAGGACCCAUUUAACUUGACAAAGGAGUGCGACUCGGACGUGGGAGAGACUCCUGUGUUUGCAAUCUGGGCGCCCACUCAAGCGUGACUUCGGAGAUUUCUGUAGUUUUAACUCUAAGUAUUUUGAUUUUUUUUUUCCAACCUAAGACGGUUUUUCAUCAUCAUUAUUUCUUCUUCUUUUUAAAACUGUGACUCGUAUUUCCACAACGUUUAGGAGUCUUUUUGGGGACUUUAUUUUUGUUGACUUAAGGUGAAAAUCAAUAAGGAUGUUUAAGAGCUGGUCAGCCAUUUUGAUUCUUGGAUUCAUCCUUCUGGAGUCCGAAGGGAGGCCAACAAAAGAAUCAGGAUAUGGCCUUAAAUCCUAUCAGCCUCUCACAAGACUACGGCACAAGGAAAAAAGUCAAGAAGGUUCAAGAAUCAAAGAACUUCUGAUUCAGGACGGACCUUUUGGAUCUUGUGAGAAUAAGUACUGUGGCUUGGGGAGGCACUGUGUUAUCAGCAGAGAGGCACGACGUGCAGAGUGUGCCUGCAUGGACCUUUGCAAACAGCACUACAAACCUGUGUGUGGAUCGGAUGGGGAAUUCUAUGAAAACCACUGCGAAGCACACAGAGCUGCCUGCUUAAAAAAGCAAAAGAUCACCAUUGUUCACAAUGAAGACUGCUUCUUUAAAGGAGACAACUGCCUGGCCACUGAGUACAGCAAGAUGAAAAGUAUGCUUUUAGAUUUACAAAACCAAAAGUACAUUACACAAGAAAAUGAGAAUCCUAACAGUGAUGACAUAUCUAGGAAGAAGCCGUUGGUGGAUCAAAUGUUCAAGUAUUUUGAUGCAGACAGUAAUGGACUUGUAGAUAUUAAUGAACUAACUCAGGUGAUUAAACAGGAAGAACUCUACAAGGACCUUUCUGACUGUUCUUUGUACGAUCUGCUUAAGUAUGAUGACUUCAAUGCUGACAAGCACCUUGCUCUUGAAGAAUUCUACAGAGCAUUUCAGGUGAUCCAGUUGAGUCUGCCUGAAGAUCAGAGAGUCAGCAUUACUGCAGCCACUGUGGGACAAAGUGCUGUUCUGAGCUGUGCCAUUGUGGGAGCUCUGAGACCCCCUAUCGUAUGGAAGAGGAACAACAUUGUUCUAAACAAUUUGGAUUUGGAAGACAUCAAUGACUUCGGUGAUGAUGGGUCCUUGUAUAUCACAAAGGUAACCACAGUUCACAUGGGAAAUUAUACCUGUUACGCAGAAGGCUAUGAAAAUGUCCGUCAGACACACAUCUUCCAAGUGAAUGUUCCGCCAGUCAUCCGGGUGUAUCCAGAGAGUCAGGCCAGAGAACCUGGAGUAACUGCCAGCCUUAGGUGCCACGCGGAGGGCAUUCCAGACCCUCAGCUUGGCUGGCUCAAGAAUGGGAUUGACAUUACCCCGAAGCUCUCCAAACAGCUCACACUCCAAGCGAACGGCAGUGAGGUCCACAUAAGCAAUGUGCGCUAUGAAGAUACGGGGGCUUACACGUGCAUCGCCCGGAAUGAAGCAGGCGUGGAUGAAGACAUCUCUUCUCUUUUUGUGGAAGAUUCUGCUAGGAAGACGCUAGCUAACAUAUUAUGGAGAGAAGAAGGUCUGGGAAUUGGAAACAUGUUCUAUGUUUUUUAUGAAGAUGGAAUCAAAGUAAUACAACCCACAGAAUGUGAAUUUCAGAGGCACAUUAAGCCCAGUGAAAAGCUCCUUGGAUUUCAGGAUGAAGUCUGUCCGAAAGCUGAAGAGGAUGAAGUGCAGAGAUGUGUGUGGGCUUCUGCUGUGAAUGUCAAAGACAAGUUCAUUUAUGUCGCUCAGCCAACUUUGGAUAGAGUCUUGAUUGUUGAUGUACAGUCCCAAAAAGUUGUUCAGGCAGUGAGCACAGAUCCUGUACCAGUUAAAUUACACUAUGACAAGUCACAUGACCAGGUCUGGGUUCUGAGCUGGGGCAGCAUGGAGAAGACAUCACCAACUCUACAGGUGAUAACCCUGGCCAGUGGGAAUGUGCCGCACCACACCAUCCACACACAGCCAGUUGGCAGGCAGUUUGACAGAGUGGAUGACUUUUUCAUUCCCACCACGACGCUUAUUAUUACCCACAUGAGGUUUGGAUUUAUUCUUCAUAAAGAUGAAUCUGCACUACACAAAAUUGAUCUUGAAACCAUGUCCUACAUCAAAACAAUUAACCUGAAGGACUCAAAGUGCAUCCCUCUGUCCUUGGCAUACACUCACCUGGGAGGAUAUUACUUCAUUAGCUGCAAGCCUGACAUCACCGGAGCCCUUCCACCCCAGCUUGUGGUGGACAGUGUGACUGAUUCUGUCAUUGGCUUCAACAGCGAUGUGACAGGCACCCCUUACGUCUCUCCAGAUGGACACUAUCUUGUCAGCGUGAAUGACGGGAAAGGUCUUGUGAGAGUCCAGUAUAUCACCAUCAGAGGAGAAAUCCUGGAUGCUUUUGACAUCCACACCAACCUGCACAUCUCUGACCUGGCCUUCCAGCCAUCCUUCACAGAAGCCCACCAGUACAACAUCUAUGGCAGCUCAAGCCAACAAACAGAUGUGCUCUUUGUGGAGCUUUCUUCUGGUAAGGUCAAGAUGAUCAAAAGCCUCAAAGAACCUCUCAAGGCAGAGGACUGGCCCUGGAGCCCAAAAAACAGGCACAUCCAAGGCAGUGGCCUAUUCGGACAAUACCUGAUGACCCCCUCCAAAGAUUCUCUCUUCAUCCUGGAUGGCCGCCUUAAUAAAUUAAACUGUGAGAUCACUGAGGUUCAGAGAGGAAACACCGUUGUUUGGGUUGGAGAUGCAUAAGGAGCCCUAUUACCUGAUUAUGAAGGAAGAGUUUUACAGUACCUUGCACUUGAUACAUAUUUAAAUUACAGCUUAACUUUUCCAAGUUUAUAACCUAGUCAAAAUCCCUUUGUUGGCUAAAUAAGCUGUUCUUUUUUUUCCAAGAGUGAUAUUGACCAGUUAGAAACAUUUCAUACAAUAUUUAAUUAGAAAUUACAGCACUCACAAGAAUAAAAACGUCAUUAUAUUUUAAACCAAUAAAAUGAUAUUUAAAAUUCUUUAAAUAAACAAAAAUAAACUGCAGGGAAUUUCAGAUGACCUAAGUAUCAUGUCAUUUUUUUUUUUACAGCAUUUUAUUUUUCUCUGUUCUUUUGCUAUGUUUGAAUCGGAAAUAAAAGGUCAUGUGGAACCUUAAAAAUUCUAAAUGCAAAAUACUCUGUCCCAUCCACUGUUUAAAAUCUUUUGUGCCUUGAAGGAAAUGUCAUAGGAAAAAAAAGGAAGGCUAAAGUCUGCAUAUUGGACAACCUCAUAGCAAUGAAUCUACUGUCAUUAAGAAAUGUUUAUAUCUUGAGCCAAAUCCUGCCUUUAGGCAUUUGUUUGACCUUCAAUGAAAUGUCAUGUGAAGGCAUAAUUUGGCCAUGGGCCGUAUACAGAUGAGAAGCUAUCCAACAUUCACUGUACAAUGUGCAUCCUGCUAUAGAAAAUGGACAGGAAGGGAGAAAACUAUGUAUGGUAAAAACGUUUGCAAUGUAUUAGGUACACAUUUUACUUUCAUUCACUAGAGUGCAGUAUAUUAUUGAUGUAAGUCUAUCUGGAAAUUCAACUGCUUACAGAGGGUCUCCUUUAUUGUCAGGAUUGAUUUUCUUGUGCAGACUAGGGUCGCAAAAGUCAAGAACUUCCUCACUUCUGGAAAAGGAGCAUGACUCUUUGCACUGAAAGAACAGCGGGUAGGGAGAUUGACAGUGAGACAAAACUGGACCCACUCCGUGUAGCACAGUGGCCUAUAUCAUCUUCAGACAACAUUCACUUGUCUGGUCCAAAUAAGCCGAAUGGUUUCUAGUAGAAACAGGUAAGGUGAGCCCACAGCGCAAAGUGAAGGUGGACGUCUCCACUGAUUUUGUUGUUCUGAUGUGUCUAGUAAAGAAGCCCAUCCUUUAUCACUUUCCAAAAUGACUACUUCUGCAUAUGUAAAGCAUCUUCUCCUAACUGUGUGCUCUAGCUAUGACCCAACUGAGCCUCUUGAGAUACUCUAGGGAAGUAAAAAUUACUGCCUUUAUCCUUUUUACUAAAGGAGAGCAUAGAAGACCAGUAGAGAUAGAUUAAUACCGAAAGCUGGGUUAUUGGACUAGGACAAAACUGUCUAGGUGUAAGGGAACAGCACACAUGAUUUGAGAAUCUUUUCUACUUAUUUUUCUUCUUAUUCUUGCUAAACUGCUAAUGAGCUAUUGAAAUAAUAUCCAUUUGCUGAAAUUACUCCAAUAAGAUCUUUUUUUAAAUACAACUUUUAUCCAAGUUUAAAUUGUGUAAAACUGCAUAGGAACUUGGAAUUUUAUAGUGCACACUCUCUUCUGUGUAUAUAGCACCAUGAGCUGUGUGAUUAGAGAUUUCUUCUUAGCUUAAGGAAACAUUAAGGGAGAUAGAUUUAAUAAACAACAAAGAUCAGCUUACGUUUUUACUGAUUGAGUCUGUUUUACUAUUUAGUAGGUUCUCCCCCUGUGAACAUGAACCAUGCUGUGUCUUUGUGUUAAUGAUUUAGUGUAAGUCUGUCCUGUACAUGCACAUCUUCCUUUAGAAGCUUUCACCAUAUGGAUGCUGUUUGUUGUCAUUGCUUGAUAAAAGAAUAAACCACUUAUGUUUUAUUGCUUGUGUGCUCAGAAAUAAUUUGGUGUGCAUGAUAUUUUAUGCCUCCAUAGGCUUCAGAGAUAAUCUGGUCCUCCAUGUUACUGUAAACACAAUGGUGAGGAAGGUCUUGGAAGGAAAAUGAAUGGAGGCCAAUCAUAGAAAGUUUUAUCUUAUCUUUUCAUAAAAUAUUAACCUUCCUAUAUUCUUUUGUUAUGGGUAUCCCAGCAGAAAAGACCACUAAGAUACAUUGUAUUGCCAAUUAAAAGUCGUUAUCCCAACUGGGCCCUAGGGGCCCUGCAGAGACUGAUACCUCAACCAAAGACCAUGCAUGGAGAGGACCCAAAACACCUGCACAGAUGUAGUUCAAAGACUCAGUCUCCAAGUGAGUUUCCUAGUAAGGGGAGCAGCUGCUGUCUCAGGCAUGAACUCAGUGCCUGGCUCUCUGAACACCUCCCCCUGGGGGCUGCAGCUUUGCCAGGCCACAGAGGAAGACAAUGCAGCCAGUCCUGAUCAGACCUGAUAGGCUAGAGUCAGAUGGAAGGGGAGGAGGACCUCCCCUAUCAGUGGACAAGGGGAGGGUCAGAAGGGGAGAGGAGGGAAUGUGGAUCCUGAAGGAUACCAGAGUGGGGGCCACAGCUGGGAUACAAAAUAAAUAAAUUGCAAUAAUGAAUAAACUUUUUUUUAAUUGAGGCAAUCCCUCAAAGACGUAACACACACACACAAAAGUUGUUAUUCCGACUGGCUGGGAUGACACUCAGGUUCUAGAAAACUAAGUAUAGGGCUGAGUGUUUAGAGUAGGGGGUUUUUAAAGUCAAUAACUAGAUUCUAUUAUCUUGCUCUGGAACUUUAUGGGGAGGCUUUGUGCAAACAAGCAGUUAAACAGAUGAUAAGAUAAGCAGCUGGGUGGAGUGGAAGGCUUCCAUAUACCAGAAAUUUAGUAGAGGCAAAGAUAAAUUUCCUGGGGUAUUUUGACCUCCUAAAUAAAGUAAGAGAAAUCAAAUUCUAGUCAAACCUAAAACGGUCUCAGCAAUAAUACCAGAAGGAGAAAUGGUAUACCAGGAGAAACCUCUACACUGUCCUGCUCUGUCACACCUUCGAUAUUCAGGGUUUCUUCCAAAACCUAUAUCCUGUGAUGUUUGUUUCUGCAGAAUUUCUCACUUGUAAAGGAAUUAUAUCAGAACAGUAGCUCAGAAGUAAACUCAAAAGCAAUACUUUUUUCCCCCAUAUAUAGAAAUGAUAGAUACAUUCAUUCAGCUUUAUUUCUUUCUGUAUUGGUGAGGAAAGCAGGGCCUCAGCUUUGUUAGACAAAUGUCCUAGCUCUUAAUGAUGCACACUCCCUCUGUGAGCCAUGUCCCCAAACUCCACUCUUUUCUUGUUUUGUUUUAUGUUGUGGUUUUUAUUUUUGUUUUGCUUUGUUUUGUUUUGAGAUAAGAUUUCUCUGUGUAGCCUUGUCUGUUCUGGACAAACUUUAUAGACUAGACUAGCUGGAACUCACAGAGAUCCACCUGCUUGUACUUCCUGUAGUGCUGGGAUUACAGGUCUGAAACACCUUCCCCAGCUCCUUUAUUAUUUAUUUACUUACUCAUUCAUUCAUUCAUUCAUUCAUUCAUUCACAGUACAUACUGAUUGUUCCUUCUCCCUCCUCUGCUCCCUGUACUACCCUCCCACCGUCUUCUCCCUUGCCCUUCCCCUUCUCCUCAGAAAAUGAGAACUUCCCCACCCCAGCCCGAUACCAAUCAUGCCUGCACAUCCAGUCAUAUCAGGACUAAACACAUCCUCUCCACUGAGGCCAAACAAGGCAGCCCAGCUAGGGGCAAGUGAUCUAAAAACAUACUUGGGAUACUAGCAAAAAGUAACAUGCUUAUGUUGCAAUUAUUUUUGAUAUAGACACUUCUUUCUUCAAAGACAGAGAGGGGAUAUCUAACAAGACAUCAGAGUCAUUCUGCAGAUAGUGACUAAAGCUGUAUUGUACUCUGCCAUUUCAACAGGCCUGUGCAAAAACUGAAGGUAAAGGAAAAGCAGGAUAAUCACUAGAAACCUGCCUUUCCAAGGGGCUGCAACAUCAGUGAGUGAAAGUCAGUAUAAAAUGAGGUUAGAACUAUGAAGAGAAUGAAAUGAUCAAUAGAAAGAAAAGAAAGGCAUGCACUGGAAGGCCCCUGAGUAAGACCAGCCAACAAGAAGUAGGCAGUUACUGGAAAGGCAGAAGAGCUAAAGAAAAGAAGAAGCAUAUGGUCAGAAUUUGAGAGGGAGACACAAACUAAAAAAUUUUUAAAUGCUGGACUAAAACAGAGCCUCAGCAAUAUUUUCAGGGCUGGUUUAUGCCUACGUUUGUAAAGAAUUUCCCACAUAGACUAUCCUUGGUACUAUAAUUGCUACUCCCUGCACAGUUCUUUCUCAAAUGUGUAUGGCUGCAUGGUGCCAGGGGUAGGACAGCUUAUCUUGACCUUGUCUUCUAUGGGUAGUAGCAUCCAUCCAUCCACACACACACACACACACACACACACCACACAAAAGCAUGCAUGUACACAUUCACACUAGUACUAAUGAUGAUGGUGGUGGUAGUAACAGUAGAAACAGAAAGAAUCCUAUUGAUAGCUAGUGUCACUUGACAACUUUAUAUUUUAAUGGAAUAAAAAUUUAAUUGGAUACAAUUUAGAGGAAGGUUAUCAAUUAGAUGGCUACUUUAAGAAUGCCAGAUUUUAGCCUUUAGAAAAUGAGAAUAAAAUUGAAAUAUGCAUGAAAAUAGGCUUUAUUAAAGAAUCAUAUCUGACAUGGCAUCUGAAUAAACAAGGGUCAUAAAAAGAGACAGAUAUGAUAGGCUUAGCAUGGGCCACCAUCAAAAGAACCUCAAAAGAUGAGAUGGAAGAAGCAGAUUUAGGGAGAGAGAACGAGCAUUAGGAUAAAAAAGAAAGAGAAUUCCAGUGUACAAUGGCUACUCCCGAGAAGUGUCAGCACACACAGCAAAUCUAUGCUGUUUCCAAGACUUAUACCCAUCUGAGUAAUUGCAUCUGCGUAAGGCUGACAAACUGUAAAAACACAAAAUUCAUUUCAGAACUUUAUCACCUGGCAAACGCACCUCCAGACUUUUCUUUAGAGACUUUUCUUCUAGGAAAUAAGAUAAUUCAAUUGAAUUUUAUAUUUGAUAAUUAAGUUUUUACAGGUUGAAACAAUGUGUUUAAUUAUAUCUGACAAGUUAUAAUAUUGCAUAAGAUUUUAAAAUAAGAAAAGUUUUAAGAACAAUGUUGUGUUCAUAAACAGUAAUAUGGGAAGAAACCCAAAGGCACAAUUGGAAGAGCUCACUCAGGUCUGAUGUUGCCUGUUGGGGUUAUUAUUUUUCCACAAGACAUUGCUUCUGAAAGGGUAAAAUCUUACUUCUCAAAUAUCUGUUUUCAUGCCUGCCACCUCCAUCCACAAUCUCUUCUGACCAAUUUCAUGGAGAAAUACAAUCUAGAAGUGAUAUCACAGGAAUUCUCAGCUACAUGUUAAGUAAUGGGGAAUGUUCCUCAUGGAACAUUGAGAAAAAAAUAAAUGGAAAAAUAAAGCCUAACCAUAGGAGUCAAAGGCAGUAGAGAUUGGGAGAGUGGUCACCACUUCCAGACGGGUUGCUAGAAGCUUCCAGCUUUAGCCACCACCUACCCAGUAAACGGCAAUACUUGACUAGAAGGCCGAAAAGAUUUUGGGAUGAGCUAGAAUAAAGAAAAGUUAGUGAGUUUAUUAUUUACACAGACACAUAUAAGAAAAAGGGUAGGAUAAGCCUCUAAGGAAUGAUUGUGGGCCACUCCAGAGUGGCAUUUAGUGUGUUUACAAUGGCUCUAUGUGCUGGAGAGAUGGAUCAGCCAUUAAAAUCUAGGCUCACAACCAAAACUGCAAUGGCUCUAUGAAUGAUAUUAUACCAUCUAGGUUUCCUUCCUCAAGAGAUGAAAUUUCCAAACAAGGCUAAAAGAGCAAGCAGAGUGGAAAAUUUAAGAAAAUUAAAAGUUAAAAAUGCAUGAGAUGGCUUCCUUAUUUAUUUGUCUUACAGACUAUUCUUUUGUAGAUGAAAUUGUAAAAUUGUUUUGAGAAGUGUAUUAUUUAGAAUAAAGAAUUGAGUGUUAAUAUGAAAAAAUUCAAGGUUGCAAACUUUCUGGCCCUGUGUAAGCAGAGGGAAUGUAUUUUAGUGUUCUUAUUUGAGAUAGCUUUCAGAAAACACAUUUUCUCUGUAGGCAAUCUUGGCUUUCUCAAACGAGCAACCCAGUGAAGGGAUGUUCGUGCACAGACUGCCUUAUCCUCUCCAGCAGGUGUUGUCACUUGAGUGUUUGAUCUUAGCCAUUCUGAUUGGCAUGAGUUGGGAUCUCAGAAGUAUUUUGCUUUGCAUUUCCCAAAUGACUAAGGACUUCGAGCAUUUAUUUAAGUGUUUCUCUGAUAUUCCUCUGUUGAGAAUUCCCUGUUUAGCUCUGUACUCAUUUUUUCUUGUUUUAAUUUUAAUUUUUAAUUUUUUUUAUUUAUUACAAUUUAAUCACUUUGUAUCCCAGCUGUAGCCCCUCCUUCAACCCCUGCCAAACCUGCCCUCCUUCCCUUUUCUCCUCCCAUGCCUCUCCCCUAGUCUACUGACAGGGGAGGUCCUCCUCCUCUUCCAUUUGACCCUAGCCUACCAGGUCUCAUCAAGACUGUCUGCAAUAUCUUUUUCUGUGGCCUGGUAAGGCUGUCCUCCUGCCCCGUCCCCCAUUUUUAAUUUGAUUAUUUGGUUUGUUAAAGUAACCCUUCUCCAUUGCUGGUGGGAGUGCAAACUUGUACAACCACUUUGGAAAUCAAUCAGGUGCUUUCUCAGAAAAUUGGGGCUAGCACUAUCUCAAGAUUCAGCUAUACCACUCCUGGCCAUAUACCCAAAAGAUACUCCACCAUUCAACAAAAACAUUUGUUCAAUUAUGUUCAUAGCAGCUUUGUUCCUAAUAGCCAGAAACUGGAAACAACCCAGAUGUCCCUCAACUGAGAAAUGGAUACAGACAUUGUGGCACAUUUACACAAUGGAAUACUACAUAGCUGUUAAAAAUAAAGAAAUCAUGAUAUUUACAGGCAAAUGGAUGGAACUAGAAAAGAUCAUCCUGAGUGAGGUAACCCAGAAGCAGAAAGACACACAUGGUAUAUAGUCACUUUUAAGCAGAUAUUAGAUGUAUAAUAUAAGCUAACUAUACUGAAAUCUGUAGACCUAAAGAAGCUAAACAACAAGAAGGACCCUAGGGAAGAUGCUUAAUUCUCAUUCAGAAGGACAAACAGAAUACAUGCCAGAAGCGGUAGAAAAGAGGGAACAGGAUGUCUGUCUACUAUAGAGUGUCCUCUGAUAGCCUUCACCCAACAGGGUAUCGAAGCAAGUGGUGAGGCUCACAGCCAAACAAUGGGAAGAGUACAGGAGUCUUAUGGGAGAAGGAGGGUGUUGGUAAUAGAAGAGCCCAAGGGGGAAGAAGCUCCACAAGUAGACCAACAAAACUAAAAAAAAAAAAAAAAAAGAAAAGAAAAUCUGAGCGCAGAGAGCCCUGCAGAGACUGAUGUACCAACCAAGAAGCUACAUGGAGAAGACCUGGACCCCUGCUCAGAGGUAGCCUAUAUGCAGCUCAGUUUCUAUAUGGGUUCCCCAGUAAAGAGAGCAGGGACCGCCUCUUUCAUGAACUAAAUUGCCUUUGAUCACUUGCACCUGGCUAUGGGGCCUUUCCAGACCACAGAGGAAGAGGAUCCAGGGAGUGCUGAUGAAACUUGAUAAGCUAGGAGCAGAUGGCAGGGGAGAAGAACUUGCCCCUAUCAGUGGACUAGGGGAAGGGAAUGGGGGAAGAGGGUGGAAGGGUGUGACUGGAAGUUGUUAAUAAUAUAUAUGAAGAAAAAAUGGAAAGGAAGAAAGAAAAAAAAGAAGGAAUGGAAGGAAGGAAGGAAGGAAGGAAGGAAAGAGGGAGAAGAAGAAAGAAAGAAAGAAAGAAAGAAAGAAAGAAAGAAAGAAAGAAAGAAAGAAAGAAAGAAAGAAAGAAAAGAUUGCUGUAUACUUGUGGCCGCUUUGAUGUUUCGUCCUAGAAACAUAGGCUGGCAAAGGGACAGAGAGUUCUGGAGUGUUGGUGUGGGUAAGGAAUUAGUAGAGGCUGCUUCAUUCCUGUCCACACAGUUGCCCCUUCCGGCACUCAGCAGCCCCUGCUCUGUGCCUCCUGUGGUAUCAGUCAAUCUCCAUGAGCAGUCCUGUCCUAGCUGUAGCCUAACCUUGCAAGUUUCAGAAGGCAAGACUUCAUAUUUCACUUCCUGCGUCCUUGAGGAGCCCUUACAGAAGGGGUAUGCAAACUGACAGCCUGGGAUCUGGACUAGGAUGUGAAUGGGGGAGAGCAGAAGGGAUGAGAGAGAUUGAAAUGGGACCCUGAGACAUGGAGAGCUGGGGAGAAACUGAAGAUCUGGUUAGGAAGGAAGGUCCAAGAGUGGGGAUACUCUUCACUCACAGGGGAAGCUAAAGUAAGUGGUGGGCUAACAUAAAGGACAUUUUAGGCUCCUAGGGGAAGUAAGUAUGCUCUCAAUUAGUCGCACAGUUGGGUUGGCCAUUCAUUCAGAAUAAAACCAAAAUCAGACCUCUCAUAAGAUGAACAGUAGGAAAACCAGGGUGUCUGCUCUUGCCACCCCAACUCAGUGUAGACGACGAGGAUGGCUCCUUGUCAUGACUUUUCCCCCAAAUCUUAACAGGACUGUGCAGAGGGUAUAUCCUCCUCAACUCUAAAGAGGCUCUCUCAAGAAGUCUGACCUACCUCCCCAAGGAAGGAUCCUCAGAGGCUUACCACCUCCUCCCUAAGAUUCUCCUUAAGAAGACUUCUCCCCAAGAGGAAAGCUCAUCUCAGACACUGACCCUAAGAGGACGCCUCAACAGGCCUGACCUUCCUUCCUAACCGGAAGUGAAUUCAGUGUACAGACUUACCUCUUAGGAGUGUCAGAGGAAUUAACCAAUUUUGUGUCUAGGAACAAAACAGUCAUUGCUGAUCUCUCAGGAUUCAUAGAGGAGUGGGGCUCCGGAUCUUCUGCCAGAGGUUGCUUCCUCUGCAAACUUCUCUCUGGCCUGCAAGGCACAGAGCGAGGCUAAGUCCCUGGUAGCAUGGGAAAUUCUGAUGGAGACCCUGAUGAAUUAAUUUAAGUGAGAAAGUUAGAGGUUACCACAUUUUAUUUAUAGUGAGUCUUGUAUCUGAUUAAAAGGAGGUUCAUGCCUGGGAAGGACUCUUGGGCAGGAUGUUUAGAAUUCAACACGGCAACAUCACGUCUGGUGCGGACUAUGGUCAUUACAAUAUAACUUUUGAUCUUGUAAAGCAAUACACAAAACCAAUCUCGAAAUACAGAACUAUUUUCACAUCUCACGACCUUUGCUCAGUAGAGAAGGAGAGCCCUUUGGUGCUGUAGAGCACUUUGUCAAGAGGAGAGAGAAGACAUCUGUUUACAGGCCAAUGUGGAUCCCACGGGACAGAGGUGCAGGGUCAAGCCAACCCGACAUUUCUUAAGCUUCUUCAGUACCAUGUUAACGUUAUACUUCUCAUCAGAUUGAUUUCAGAUGAGAAAGUCACAUGUUAUGACUGCUUGUUUUAUGUAAACCUACCUACCAUAUACUGUAGAGGUAUAUUUAUUAACUCAGCUGAACACCUACUGGGGUUUAAGUUUUAAUAAUUAAGAAAUGAGAAGAUAGCUGAUAGAGGAUUAAAUUUUAAUAUUUAAAUGUACGCCAUUAGCAUUUUAAGAUGCUUAUUAUUUCAAGAACUACAAUAUAAAUUUAUGUAAUUUGUAUUGAGUUAUAAAAUCUUAGUGUAAGUUUACAGUGUGAUUCCAAAUCUCAAAAAAAUCUCACCCCUACAUCCUAUAAAAUAAAUAAAAUUAUAAACUAAAAGAAAAAUAAAAAGUCUUUCUCUGUGGCCCCACACACAUGUGGGGAGAGCAAUUUAAUACCAAACUACAGCAAAUAAAUAAUAUGCAUUUAUAAAUGUACACAUCUAAAAUUACUGCUCUGCUAUUUUUAAAAUACUAAUACACAUUUUACAUUUAUAACAAACAAAUUCAACUCAGAAAAACAAUAUGAAAAAUGAAAGUAUCAAGACACUGAAAAAUUAAAUGUUGUAAUCACUUAGGUAGUAUAAAGAGAGAAACAAAUACUCACAUACUUUUAAACAAAUAUUCAGACAUAGUAUUUUAUAGCCAUCAACUUGAUACUCCCAGAAUGUCCUGACGUUGGUACUUGUUACAUGAAUGGAAACAAUGAAUGGCAGAAAGCAAAGUAGGUCUCAAGUAUCUCAGAAUGCAGAAUGGAAUUGUUACUUCUUGAUUUCAAAGAAAACUCCCUACUCAAGACAAAGUAAAACUGAGUCUACAAAGUUAUAAGGAACUUACAUGAGUAGUUGGCUUGCAGGUUCACUAGUAAACUAAUACCCAGUGAGGACAAGAACAUACUCUACUCUGAGACAGCAUGAAGAAAGAAAUACUUGUGGGAGUUUCCUAAAUUCCCGAAGAUCACGACUGGGAGGGCUCACAAACCGGAAAGGGUCAUGUCUCAGAUAUGUGGAACUUGUUUAAGGCCUCCACUACGUAUCCACAGAAAGAUCAGAGCAUGCCGAGACUAAGAAAACUAGCUUCCUUUUAUCAAGACAUGUUGUAGGAAACAGGCUUGAUCUGCUGACCCAGUUCUGCCCAAGGAAGCUGGGCAAGUGUGCUGUUAAAAUCUCUGUGAUUUCAUAUGUGCAGUGUUCUGCUGUGUCUGAAGAACAUAGGUUCCAAGAUGUCACCUAUCUCCUCUGGCUCCUACAAUCUUUCUGCCUUCUCCAAACAUCUUGGGAUACAAACUGGUUCUUUAAAUAAUAUCAACUGCUCUGCUGGGCUAGUUUGAAGUCUUAGGAGUUUAUAUGACAUGUUUCCCUUGCUAUGUUUUGCCAUGGCUCUCUCUGGAUACUGACUUGAUCUCUGAUAUACAGUGUUGCCCUGGUAACCUACCAUCUUUCUCUUAACUGAUUGCUACCAACACAUCAAUUUCUUUUGGAACAAACAGGCUCGAUCUGCAAUUCUCUUCAUGUGGUCCCUCUCACCAUGCUAACAAACGGUGGACACAAAUUUAGAGCUAGCAACCAUGGAGUCUACUCUGAAAAUGGAAACUCCUUUUUAUGACAAGGACAAUGGAGAACAAACAAUGGUCUUUGUCCUUCGGUAUUUGCCUUUCUGAGCCAGAAACCUUAAAAUUGAAACUAAAUUAUAUAGUAUCUUACCAGGUCAUCAGUCACUACCUCACCUAUAGCUCAGGUCUCUCUGGGGCAGUAUCUGGGCAGUACUUUCCUUUUCUCUUUAAUUUUAGUUUUUAACUUAUUUUAUUUGUUUUAUAUUUAUUUUUACUUUUAUUUGUUUUAUAUGUGUGUAUAUAUUUGUGUGUGUACAACACAUGUGUACCAUCUCUGAGACCACUUUUUCUUUUUUGGAAGGCUUAGUAAUAUGAGCUCUGGACUUCAACAUUUCCUCUUGCUUGAGACUGAGAUAAACAUGCCUGAACUACCUUUGUAAAAAAUUUUAAUCUUUUUUUAUUACACUUUAUUCAUUUUGUAUCCCCCCAUAAGCCCUUCCCUCCUUCCCCUCCUGCUCCCACCCUACCUCCCCUUUCUGCAUGCAUGCUCCUCCCCACAUCCACUGAUAGGGGAGGUCCCCCUCUCCUUCCUUCUGAUCUUAGUCUAUCAGAUCACAUCAGGAAUGGCUGAAUUGUCUUCUUCUGUGGCCUUGUAAGGCUGCUCCCCCCUCAGGGGGAGGUGAUCAAAGAGCAGGCCAAUCAGUUUAUGUCAGAAGCAGUCCCUCUUCCCAUCGCUAUGUAACCCUCUUGGACACUAAACUGCCAUGGGCUACAUCUGUGCAGGGGUUCUAGGUUAUCACCAUGAAUAGUCCUUGGUUGGAGUAUGAGUCCCUGGGAAGUUCCCUGUGUUCAAAUUUUCUUGUUCUGUUGCUCUCCUUGUGGAGUUUCUGUCCUCUCCAGCUCUUGCUAUUUCCCACUUCUUACAUAAAAUUCCAUUCACUCUGCCCAACAGUUGGCCAUCAGGCUCAGCAUCUGUUUUGAUAGUCUGCAGGGCAGAGGCUUUCAGAUGCCCUCUGUGGCAGGUUCCUAGGUUGUUUCCUAUUUUCUUCUUCUGGCUUUCAGAGGCCCUCUGUAGCAGGUUCCUAGGUUGUUUCCUGUUCUUCUGAUGUCCAUCCUCUUUGCCUUUUAGGAUGGGGAUUGAGCAUUUUAGUUAGGGUCCUCUCUUUUGCUUAGUUUCUUUAGAUGUACCAAUUUUAAUCUUUAGAUACCAACUUGCCAGCAAGAAUUCUUUGCUGCUCCAUGUAGAAUGAGCAAUGUGGGUGUUUUUGUUUGUUUGUUUAUUUUGUAAUUUCUAAAAUAUAACUUUAAUUUUGCUGAGAUUGAACUUUAAUUUUGCUGAGAUUGUACUUUCCUAAUUUAAUAAGUAUUUAAGUGUCUACUAAAUUGAAGUUUGGCUUAUUAUGUCAUCAUAGCAUUUGUCUUACAUAUAGCCUACUUACCGACCAUGAUUCUUAUCUGUUUGCUACAUUGCAUUCAGACAAGGGAUUGGUGAACAUACAUUAGGCAAUCAAUAAACAUACAUGAGAUGAGCAAAUGCUCGGGUUUUUUUAUUCUCUAUAUUUAACAUUUAGUGGUCAGGAACCCGAAUCUAGAGAGAUUAAAAAACUAGGGAAAAGCCUACUAGUACAAUUCUGUUCAAGAAACAUAACAAUAAAAUUAAGUGACAUAUAAUAAUUGCUCCCCCCUCAUCAGAGAAAAUUUUUUCUUGCAGUAGAUGAAAUUAACACAGAGACCCACAACUAAGCAAUGUACAAAGAGUGAGAUAUUUUUGUAACACUCGGAUGCACAUUUUAUGUCUUCAUUAAGCCCCAUCUCCUCAAGACUCAAGUAUUUAUAUAGAAUAGGCGGUAGAAAGUAAGAGCCAAAAGUGUUGUGUGACUACAAGGAAAAAGUAUUUCCCAGACAAAUAGAGCACAUAUGAAAUAGCAACAUGGUGAAUGUGUGGGUUUAAACUAGUCAAAAUCCAAGCACAGAGGAGAAACCGAGACAAUCUCUUCCUCCUAACCGAGGUACUAUUUGUUAUCAAUACUGGUUAGGAAAGAGAAGAUCAGUUUUGUACAGUGGAUUGUCACUGGUGCAUUAAACGUACUCCAGAUUGGUCCACACCCACUUAGAGUUGGUCAAGACAGAAUAGACUCCAUGAGGUGUUGUUUAUUAUUUUUGUGUGUACAUUUUCUUUUAUUUUGUUUGGGUGUAGUCUAUCUUAUUGAGUUUAUUUUUAACUUUCAAUUUGACUUCUCUCUCUCUCUCUCUGUGUAAGUGUUUUUAAGAGAGCUACAGAAAAAAUUAAAUUGGGUGAGUGAAGAGGAGUUGGAGGAGGAGAAACAAUAGGAUCUAAAUACAUGAAACAAACACUUAAAAAUAAAAAAGAAAAUUUAAAAGAUUUCUGGGGCUGUGGACCAUAGCAUGAUUGUUUUUUACUUUACAGGUAAUGUCUACUUAUAAGUGAGUACAAACCAUAUUUAUCUUUCUGGGUAUAGAUAAUUUUUUUCAUCCAUUUGCAUAAGAACGUCCUGGUGUCAUUUUUAACAGCUGAGUUAUAAAAAAAAUGCCUAAUCCACCAAAGUCCAUAUAGUUCUGGGAAAGUCUCUGAAUAUACUAAUCUUGCUUUUUAGCUUCUGGAGUUCUGCUUCUGGCUAACUGGUCUUGAUAACUGAAGUAUGUAAAAAUACAUGUAAAACAAGAACACUGUUUGUUUGUUUGUUUGUUUGUUUGUUUUUGUGCUUAGCAGCUCAUUCUGAGAAAGGCUCAUGACUACCAUGGGAACCUGAGCACACAGUAUAGUCUCAGGCUACCUACCAAAGACUUUUGAUUGGCAUAAGAAAAUAAAUAAAUAAAUAUUUCAAGUCAUUAUGACAAAAUUUAUACCUUGACUCUUAACUAUGAUAUAUAAAAGCAGCAGUACACUGAUGAUAAUUCGUGUUUAAUAUUUUUUGAUGUAGUAACAUAACUAGGUAACAAAAUUAUUUGAAUAGCUGAUGCAAUUUAAAAUUUUUUUUCUUUCUGUGUUUAAAUAAAAUUGUUCAUAGAAGUAUAUUUUUAUGUUAAAGACACUGUCUUAGUGUUGUAAAAGUCUAAGUUGAUCCCACAAUCUUUCAGGAUUUUGUCUCUAGAUUCAUUUCUUUCUUAUGUAUUAGCCUUCCAAAAUAGAGCUCAUUCUGAGAAAGUCUCAGGACCUGAGCACACAGUGUAGUCCCAGGCUACCUAUUAAUGACUUUCUAUUGAAAUAAAAAAUGUCUAUAAGAAUGCUCAUGUCUUUGGCUGCAAGCACAAAGCACACAGAGCAAACUAGAAAUGGCUUCAGUCUUCUGAUCUCGAAGGUCCCGCCCCUUCCCCAUCCUGCAGUGAUGUACUUCCUCCUGCAAGGCUGUGACACCCACCUGUGACAAACAGUACUACUAACUGGGGACCAAUUGUUUAAAUGCCUGAGACUGUGGGGCCACUUCUCAUUUGAACCCCUAUAAGAUUGUGUGGCCCUGUUAGAAGAUGCCUAAAACAUUUUCCUUGUUUGCUGCCAUAAGUUUUCUUCUUAAGCAUUUCUUUUUUUGUGUUAAAACAUCUUUUUUUUCUAAAAUAAAAUAACAUAAAUCCAAAAAAAAGAAAAAAAAAAGAAUGCUUAUGAAGAAUGUUUAUAAGAAUAUUUAUAAGAAAUAGAGGAUUUCAAAUGCAGACAUAUUAAUAUACUUUAGGAUGAUUAUUAAUAUUUCCUUACAUUAAUUUAUUGAAUUAAGUGUUAAAGAUAUAGCCAAUGUUAGUUAAGUUCAUUCUCACUGAUUGAUAAAGAUCUGUCUCUCAGAUCUAUUAAGAUCUUUGCAAACUCUCAUCGCAAUGUGUUAUGCUUAAAACUGUACAUUUGCACCUACUCUCUUCUUCUACAAUUGGCUCCUUUUGCCCUGUGUGUUUGCAUUAUUAUAAUAAUAUGAUAAAACAUUUGUCUAGUAAUCUAAUGAAAGUGUUAAAGAUGUGUCUAAUGUUAUUUAAGUGCAUUUUCAUUGUUUGAUGAAGAACUGUUUCUUACAACAGCUAUUAAAAUGCAUAAAACUGUG